Brugia malayi is the source of this 1392-nucleotide messenger RNA. RefSeq lists its product as uncharacterized. The record is from RefSeq and is a predicted model, not a curated record. Gene Ontology annotation, cellular component: extracellular region. The transcript is spliced from 9 exons. Lineage: Eukaryota; Metazoa; Nematoda; Chromadorea; Rhabditida; Onchocercidae. Bases 1 to 1392 code for a protein of 463 amino acids. Gene Ontology annotation, molecular function: cytokine activity; growth factor activity. Gene Ontology annotation, biological process: BMP signaling pathway; SMAD protein signal transduction.
AUGAAACACUUAGUUGAUCCAAAAUCGUUACUAUUACUGUCAUUGUGUAUUCGCUUCAUAAGUUGUUUAAUUUUGAAACCAAAUGAGAAGCAAAUAGCCAUUUUGCAAAAAACUGUCAAAGAAUUAUUGGCUUUCGAGCAGUUACCAGGUGAUGUGGUACGGUCCAAAUUACGUACUGAAAACGCUGCUUCAAAAUAUAUGCUACGUUUAUUCAACAGAUACAAAGAAAACAACGAUACACAGCAUUACCCGCUUGGGAACAUUGUUAGAAGUAUCAAUCCCAUAACUGGGACACUGUUUGAUGAAGAGCUGUUGAUAUUUAAGCUGAAUACAAUUAAGAUAAGUGAACAGGUAUUUCAAGCUGAAUUACGUUAUAAGAUUCAAAACAAGCGUCGUUUCAUUUGGAAAGAAAUAAGAGAAACCAUAAAAGCACUUGGAAUUUUACAAAAUAAUGCAAAAGCGAAAAUCGUACGACUAGCGCCCACAGCAAUUUUUCCUUAUUGGCUUAGUUUCAAUAUGACUAAAUUGGUUAACGAAGCAUUACAAACAAAUCAAACUAUCGUUGCUGUAAAGUUCUUGAGAAACGGAAAAAAGAUUAAAUAUGCGGAAUUGAUUAAGCGGAAUACACCCUUCUUGCUUGUACAUGCCGAUGAGCCGAUGCUUACUGAUGGCACAAAAUUUCAAUCCGCAUUUAAUGCUAAAGCAAUUCCUGAUUUACAUAUUGAUGCUACAAAGAGUAAAAAGCGCUCCAAAAGGAUGUCCCAGUACUACGUAUAUUCGGCGAAAGAAAAGCAGAAUGGUAAUGAUGACAAUUUAGAAGAACGAACCGAACAAUAUCUUAAAAAAUUUCGGAAUUUAGGACCACGAAUACUUCGGGACCGGAAACAAAUUCGCGCAUUACAAAAGAACAAGGAACAAAAAAUACGCAGUACUUUUAGAGGUGAUCCAAUGAUGGGAUUUGGUAUGGUGAAGAAAUUAUCAAAAGUUGCGACAGUUCGACCUUUACCCUCUAUAGAACAGAAAGAUGGUGAUGAUCUGACGGUAGUAUUACUUCCACGAAAAGCUUAUUCGUCCCAGAGCUGCAGAGCAGAAAAAUUGAAUGUACGCUUUCGAGAUAUAGGAUGGGAGCAUUGGAUUAUUGCGCCAACAUCAUUUGAAGCACACUACUGUAGUGGUGUAUGUCCUUUUCCGCUUAAAAAGGAAGUAAAUCCAUCAAAUCAUGCAAUUGUUCAAUCAAUAAUUCAUCGUCUUGGCCUGAAUCCGUACGUUCCCGAUGUAUGCUGUGCACCGGAUAAAAUGGAUUCAUUGACAUUACUUUAUUAUGAUGAAAUGGAUAACAUUGUACUGAAAAAUUAUCCACGAAUGACUGUUACUUCUUGCGCUUGUCUGUAA